AUAGCCUACAUACGGUAUAUUGAGACAGUUGUAUGAAUAGGCUCCGCGGUUUUCUUAUUAAGUAUGUUCUGUCAGUGUCUCAUCUACUGACUACGUGGUGGUUAGUACAUUUGUAGAAAUCGAACCAAGUGUGUGUCAACACACUUUCUUCUGACACUUAACGGCAUCAAGACCAAACCAAGGAGUAUAUUCAGCGAAACUCAAGAGGCUUGCAAUGGUGCAAUGUCUGGUGUUCACACUGCUCUGGGUCUGUGCUGUGGCACCGCUUUCCCUUGGGAGUACAGAGAGAGUAUCUCAAACGACUGAGCCAAGGUUCUCUAGGAGCACAGACCCGACGGCUGAGACAGUUACUUUAGGACCAGUUGAGACCCAAAGCCCUGAUACACACACACAUCAGAGCAUAGAAGAAGAACAAGAACCACUUCCCUUAGACCCCUGUCAGGAUGACGAGUUGGAUAAGAGGGUGUACCAGAGGGAUUCUCAUGGUGUUAUGCAGCUGGUUCAGGGAGAGGACUACAAAAACACUUGCAACCUAUCAGACACUCUAGGUGAACAGGCCCACUGUCUUAUCUACCCUACCAAUCAACUCAACUGCUCCUGGAAUUUCCAUGGUCUCCCUAACGACAGCCAAUUCUACACCUCUGUCUUUGUGUGUAAGAAAACUGAGAGAAUCUCCAGUGUGGACUGUGUCACUGAGGCCAUAGGAGGCCAAGGAGCCCAGGGAGGGACUGGAAAGGCUGACCGUGUGGUUGGAAAUGUGUCUGCUGGGUGCCAAGGCAGUGUGGACAACAGCGCCACCUCGGUGAUCCUGACUUUCAACGUGUCAUGCUCUGACGUGUGGGGCAUCUACACCCAUAAAUACCAGAUCAAAGAUAUUGAUGUGCUGCGCCCGCCCCCCGACAUCAACCCAGCCUGGGUCAGAGAGGGGGUUCUGCUGGUGCAGUGGGGUCUCCCAUCCAGCCGGUCACGCAACAGAGCCAGCUGCUUCCACUACCAGCUACAGAUCAAUGACGAGGUGAGGGACUUUAAGGAUGGACUGACAUACAAUGAGACCAACUUAGACCCCACACAUUCACACGAUGUGAAGAUGAGGGUGAGGAAGAGUAAAACCUGCAGAGGAUCUCAACACUGGAGCAGCUGGAGCAACACCACCAAGGUGGCCCCGUUUGAAUUUCCCAAUCAGCUGAACUCUCUGGUGGUCGUUGGCAUCGCUCUGGGAAUACCCAUGAUCCUCCUGUCUCUGCUGCUGCUGAUUCGACUCCAGAGGGAACGUCUGUUUCCCCACAUCCCUGGUCCCCCACUGAAGAUUAAACACCUCUUGGAGAGAGACGACCAGUUUCAGUUUGUCCCUCAGGGCCUGCAGCCCAAAUUUGUUGAGGAGAUCACAGUGGUGGAGGAAGCUAAGGAAACACCUGUGAAUUUGGCCAGUUAAACAAGAUGGCCUGUUUAAAGCCCAAUCAUCCUAAUCCCCUAGACUGUGUAAGGGCCGAUCUGUGAGGAGGAUCCCCUGAGCAGAUGCAGUCAUUACCAUUUGUUUUUGUAACAGUAUUUUUAUUGAAAUUUCACAAUUUUCACCCAUAUUAAGAGAUACAACAGAGACAAAGCACACAGAACAAAAAGAAAAACAGCCCCCACUUACCCAUAUCUACGUGCAUAUAUAUA
This is a messenger RNA of Oncorhynchus gorbuscha (pink salmon), 1662 nucleotides long. RefSeq lists its product as uncharacterized. NCBI's taxonomy places the organism in Eukaryota, Metazoa, Chordata, Actinopteri, Salmoniformes, Salmonidae. The record is from RefSeq and is a predicted model, not a curated record. Gene Ontology annotation, molecular function: protein binding; cytokine receptor activity. Gene Ontology annotation, biological process: cytokine-mediated signaling pathway. Gene Ontology annotation, cellular component: external side of plasma membrane. The transcript has 11 exons. Bases 215 to 1432 code for a protein of 405 amino acids.